Messenger RNA from Scatophagus argus, 997 nucleotides. It is a transcript of the gene atp6v1f, whose product is annotated as ATPase H+ transporting V1 subunit F. Gene Ontology annotation, biological process: proton transmembrane transport. The record is from RefSeq and is a predicted model, not a curated record. Gene Ontology annotation, cellular component: proton-transporting V-type ATPase, V1 domain; membrane. The transcript is spliced from 2 exons. Gene Ontology annotation, molecular function: proton-transporting ATPase activity, rotational mechanism. NCBI's taxonomy places the organism in Eukaryota, Metazoa, Chordata, Actinopteri, Scatophagidae. Bases 204 to 563 code for a protein of 119 amino acids.
UUCAAUACCGAUUCAUUCAUUCAUUUGUGUUAAUUAUUGAUUUGUUUCCUUCCGAGCAGCAGAGGGCGCACUUCCAAACGCUUCAACUGAAACGGAAGUGUUGGUCAGCUGACCUCUUCACAUGAUCUGUAGCCUCUGUCACCUAGAAGCUACAUUUUUUCCUGCUCUUCCCCUUACUAAAUCUUCAUAUCUGGGGCUCCGUGAUGGCUGGUCGUGGGAAACUGAUCGCUGUUAUCGGUGAUGAGGACACGUGCACCGGCUUUCUGCUCGGUGGGAUCGGUGAGCUCAACAAGAACCGAAAACCGAAUUUCUUGGUGGUGGAGAAGGACACGAGUAUCACGGAGAUCGAAGAGACCUUCAAGAGCUUCUUGGUGCGUAAUGACAUCGGCAUCAUCCUGAUUAACCAGUUCAUUGCCGAGAUGAUCCGUCAUGCCAUCGACGCCCACAUGCAGUCUAUCCCAGCUGUGUUAGAGAUACCGUCCAAAGAGCAUCCGUAUGACGCGUCCAAGGACUCCAUCCUGCGCCGCGCUAAGGGCAUGUUCUCCGCCGAGGAUUUCCGAUAAACAAGAAACUGUCUAAACAUAUUCUGUUUACAUUUCGUGUGAUGAAUCCAAACGCCCCUGACAUGUUGUCUGUCCGUGCAGUGAAUGUAGAUUUACUGUCUGUUUUCGUUUGCUUUUCAUUUUUUGCCUCUUGGAAACAAAUUCUUGUGUAAAAACAGUUUUGUUAAAUUUUCAGUGAAGGCAGAACAGGAAGUGGACGAUGUCUCAGUUUUCAUGUGACUGAGUCACAUUUUUAGACAAAAACAGCAAAUAAAUGCAAAUUUUCCUUCCUGUUGGCUCAAAAUAUCUCAAGUUGGGAAAAGAAAAUGAAAACAAUAUAGAAUUAGAGCCUCAUAUUUGCUGUUUGUCUGUCAUUCAGUGUUUCUUCCACAUGUUUUAACUUAUAAAACUGUAACAGCUGUUGAAAAAAAAAUAAAUGAUCUUGCUGGUUGUGA